CCCAUCAACCCCUUCCCUCUUCCCAGCGGUGAACCACAUGUUUGAGGCCCAGGGAAUCCCCCUGCCCUGGUCCUGGUUCAUCCAGCAGCUGCCAGACUGGUACCUGAAGCUGGGGACUGUUGGUCUGUUGGUGACAGAGAUCGCUGUACCCCCCCUCUACUUCGCCCCCAUCCGCCACCUCAGACUGGCAGCCUUCUACAUUCAGGCAACAUACCAGGUGAAGUUGAUGCUCUUGGGGAACUAUGGCUUCCUCCCCUUCCUCUCCCUGGCUCUGACUUUCUCCCUGUUGGACGACAACCAUAUCAGCUACUGGCUGGGCCACGGCAAGAAGAAGAGAACCAAGACUUGGUCCCAAACCAUAAUGUCAUUGCUGGUUGUACUGGCUGUAUUUGCUGUCAUCAUCUAUGGAACUAAAGUGCUCUUCACACUGGAGAUCGACUGGGAGGCCAAUACUAUAACCUCUAAAACCGCCUUCACCCAGCAGCAGUUUGGCAAUUGGUUGAAGCUUGUGACAGGACCCACUAUCUGGGUAGGAGUUCUCUCUCUCACCUGGGAGGUGGUGGCAGCUAUGCUUGGGUGUGUGUGUGUUAGAGGGUGCCUCUGGAAGCUCUGGGGCCUCGUCCAAUGGGCUGUCUUUGCCUCAGCUGCAGUCGCUGUGUUUGCUAUCAGUGUGGUGCCCUACUCGUCCAUGGAACAGGUGUACAGCAGUAAGAUCCUACCGGAGGUGAGACAGGCCUACAAGCUAGUGGAGCGCUACAGACUGGUCAGUGCCUACAGCCUGGACAGCAGGAUGACAGGGGUGGACGGGAGGUCAGAGGUCAUCCUAGAGGGCAGCAUGGACAAGAACACCUGGACGGAGAUAGAGUUCAUGUACAAGCCGGGGAACGUGGGCGUGGCCCCUCCAGUGGUGGCCCCCCACCAGCCACGGUUAGACUGGCAGAUGAGCCAGGCAGCCCAGGGACUGGCCAAACAGAGCCCCUGGUUCACAAGCCUAGUGCACUGCCUACUGCAGGGCAAUAAGGAUGUGGUGAGACUGAUCCAGACAGACUCAGCCCAAUACCCAUUCAGCCAGGCCCCCCCGGUCUACCUCCGAGCCAGCCUCUACCGGUACUGGUUCACCCAGACCACACAGGACGGGUCUGGUCCUAAUGAGUGGUGGAGGAGGGACUAUGCAGAGGAGUUCUAUCCUGCAGUGCAGCUGGGUGGCCCUACUCUGGAGGCCAGGCUCAGUCAGCACGGACUCAAGGAGAAGUUCCCGAUCCAGCCCAGUCCUGACUCUCCUCUGGCCCAGGUUCUGAGGCAGGUGCGGGGCCACGUUCAAACUCUACCCGGCCACCUGGUGCUCUGGUCCCUCCUGGCCACUGUCGCCACCAUCUGGCUCCUCAGAACCCUGCUCUCUGGGGUCCUGGGGGGCCGAAAGGCUAAACCCACCCCAGCCGAACCCAAGGCCAAGAAGGCUAAGGACCAGCCAGCAGAGAAGAGUGCCUCGGCCUCCAGUCUCAAAGCAGAGAGGGAGAACUCUGAGGAGAGUAGACGGGAUGCUGACAAGAGCCCUAAGAAGAGGAAGUGAUGUGGGACUGCUGCCAUGGGAAUUCCUGUUACGUUCUUGUUGUUGCCCCUUGUCUCGGAAUGGCGGAGAGAAGGGGUGUUACCUACAUGUAAAUCUCAGGUGUUUCUACAGUAACUGCCAAUCCGACCAGCUCUGUGACUCGGAGACCACCACUGUGGCCUUGUAUUCAGUCAGUUCUCAUCUGUCUCACACACACACGCAUAUACUGUACAUACACAAGCAAAAACGUCUAUUUUCUCUGUGCCUCCUUCCGUCACCAUAUUCUCAGGUCCGCCUAUGGAUGACUCUUCAGACAUGCCAACGGGUGAGUCCCUGACAUCACAGUACAGUGGUGCUUUGCCAUGUUCUUCAGGGAACACUUUAUCUGAAUUCUGGGAAUGCAUUCAUACAUUUUAACGGUUGUUGUCCAAUAGUUGUUUAAUCUUGUGCUAUAUCUUUAAUAUGAUAUUCAGGGUCCACAGUCAUGCUAGGCUGAGUGCAGUUAUUGUACCUCAGUGAACCCUUUUCUUGGACCGCUGAGAUCAGUUUUACUGUAUCAGACAGACUUUUGUCAUGUGAAGUUGUCAAGUGGUUCCAUGUAAUGAUAUCAAUAUCUAGGUCCUCUAUCCUGACCAUGAGAAACUGUAUAGCUACAUCGUCAAGAAUACUGUAUUCUGAAAGCUUUGUCCUGCAAAACCCUUUGCCUUAGAAAUCUGUGGUUGCUGUUCUAACUUCAAAAGCCUUUGUCGCAUUCUUUUUAACAGCUUAAAUGCAUAACUACUUCUAAGAAAUCUUUACAUUCCACAUCUGUGUAUAUUUGAGACAUAGUAUUACUUAAGCUUAGUGUAUUAGGUUAAAGCACUACUGCAAAAUUACUGGGCUCUAAGGAUAAAUUCCCAGCCCUAGGGCGCUAUUCAAUCUGUAUCGCUGAAUCAUUACAGAUUGCACGAUAAAAAUGGAAAAGUACUUUUUACUGGUCAGUGUUUUUAUUCUUGGCUGUAUGUUGAAACUGAACACUUAGAUUUGACAAAUAAACUACAGGUGAAAAAGACUGAAACAUUC
Molecule: messenger RNA, 2611 nt
Organism: Salvelinus sp. IW2-2015
Lineage: Eukaryota; Metazoa; Chordata; Actinopteri; Salmoniformes; Salmonidae
Source: RefSeq, a predicted model, not a curated record